AUGUCGGCAGAUGUGGUGAAGCAGGGAACAUCCCCACCAACUGUGGAGAGGGCAGUGACUGCAGUGGAGCAUGACGAUAAUGAUAUUGGACUGUAUCCAGCGCCCAUCGUACUGGUGCUACGUCACCAGUGGGCAGCUGAGGCUCUGAGUGCCGUGAAGGAAACAGAGAGUGUGGACCGCCUGAACCUUGUGAAGUCAUAUUACAACGGUUUUGUCACCAUUGUGUGUCGGUCGCUUUACUUGCUGCAUCUUGAUUUUGUCGCCUUUUCCAGGGUGCAGGCGCAGCAAAAACUCAGCACGGGAUUAAGAAGCACACCGGCCCAAUGGAACUCCACUAGGAAAGUCGAUGAUCUCGCAACAACUAAAGCAGGCCGACGGUGUGCAGCAAAGUCAUUGGGUGUUGAUGUGGAACGGGAAAGCAAUGAAUAUCCUUCAACGGGAUUUCAGCAUCGCUUGCGUGUGAACAACUUUCGGCGGAUGAAUCAAGAAAUAAUUGAGAGGCAACGGCAGCUGGCAGAUUUUGCGACACAUGAGAUGCGAAGGAUGGAAGCAACACGAAGGCUUGAAGAGUUACUUUAUGCGAGAAGAAUUGUUAAUGACUGCAAGUCCUCCAAGGCGCAGGAGGCCACAGUCCGGGAGGCGCGGGACCAACAGCGAGCAACAAAGUUCAAGGCUCGACAAAAUAAUUUUCUUGCACGGCAGUCAAGACUGCAAGAGUUCAAGAAAAGGCAGCAUCGCCAGUUGGCGGCGGAACGUGAGAAACUGCAGCUUCUCUUGCAGGAACGCCGCAUCCACUUUGAGAAUGAAAUGACGGAGCUGCAAGUUGCUGCAGAGUACAUACACGAGAUGUACCGCGACGGACGUCCUGGGGACUGUGCUUCUAUGGCGUCUGUGUUCCCCUCUCUACAAUCAUUCUUUCCGACGGUAUUUCGCCAGGCGUCCAUGUCGCGUUGCAACAGACGAUCGAGGGCAACCAUAAGUGAGGAGGAUUACCUACGGUUGUGUUGUUUGAAGGGAGCUCCGAUACAGCAUGUGGUCGCUGUUGCACUUGAAUCGACACCCCCCACCUCAAUACCGCAGGAGGACAUUUCAUGGAAUUAUCAGCGGUCAUGUAAUCAUCCGAUACUCUGGCACUGA
Trypanosoma rangeli is the source of this 1137-nucleotide messenger RNA. RefSeq lists its product as uncharacterized. The transcript has a single exon. Lineage: Eukaryota; Euglenozoa; Kinetoplastea; Trypanosomatida; Trypanosomatidae. The coding region runs from base 1 to 1137 and encodes 378 amino acids. The record is from RefSeq and is a predicted model, not a curated record.